Effrenium voratum is the source of this 1185-nucleotide messenger RNA. The record is from the annotation of a GenBank genome assembly. Lineage: Eukaryota; Dinophyceae; Suessiales; Symbiodiniaceae.
AUGGCUCGGGCGGCGCUCUCCGUGGAAGCUGAAGCCACGACCUCGAGGGAGGCGGCGGCGGUGUAUGGCGCCUUCAUCAUCUUCGGCCUGGGCAGCUGGUCCUCCAUCAAUGCCAUCUUUGUACAGAGCUCCUUCCUGGUGGCGGAGCUGCCGGAGAAAUGGGCGCUGAGUACCUGGAUCGCGGUGGCUCUGCAAGUGGCCAACUUGGCGGUGCUGCUGUUUCUGCGCCCGCUGCUGGCGAAGUUUGUGUCCUUCGCGGUUCCCAGCGCUGCGCUGCUGCUCACCGCCACAGGCGCGAGUCUGGGCUUGGCCUUGGGCGGCUUCCGCGCCACCGCCUGGAUCUUCGGUGCCCAGCGGUCUGUGGGGCUGCUAUUGCUGACCUUCUUCGCAGGCAUCGCCAGCUGCGGGAGCUCUUUGACCUUCUACCCUCUGGCGGCCGCCUACCCCAGGCGAUACACCACGGCGCUAGCGAUCGGGGAGGGCCUCAGCGGGUCCUGUGCUGGGGUGCUGGGCAUGCUCCAGAGCUUCAACGUGUUGCCUAAAAGCUUCGCCGCCGCUUUCGCCUUCUCACUGGCCCUUUGCCUCUGCGCCCUGCUGGCGCUGCUGUUCAUCGACCGCCACCACGCCGCCGCCAAGCUGCGCUCCGACGGCGCCAGGUCCGAUGGCGCCCUGAUGGAGACGCCGGCCGAUGUGCCUAGCGACCUGAUGGGCCAGCUGCUGCAUUUCCGCGCCGGCAUGCUGGCGCUCUUCUGGGGAUCUGCGCUGAACUUCGGGCUGCUGCCCUCGCUGAAUCCCAUCGCCUGCUCCGGCUUCAGCAACGCCCAAGAGGUGCUGCUUUGGAGCAACGCGGUGAUCUACGGCUUCGACCCCAUCAGCCGCCUGCUCACGGCCUUCACCAACUUCAGGCAUUUUUGGAGCCUCACGGCGCUCUUCACCUUUGCCGCGCUGCUGGUGGUGGCGGUUGCCAAGACGAAAUCCCUCCUCGGCGAAUGGGUGGUGCCCGCGGCCAACGUGGCCUUCGCGGCCGGCUUCGGCUACGCGCGGACCAUGGCCUUCCUGGUGCUCAAGGACCUCGACAGCCUGGCGCCCCGCCUCUACGCGGCCGCCGGCGCCGCCGUGCAAGCAGGCAGCUUCUUCGGCACGGUGGUUGCGUUGCUGCUCGUAGAGGUGCUGAAGGUCUUUUGA